AUCAACAAUCAAUUUUAGCUUGGGUCUAUCCGAAAGAAAAACCCAGUAUCGCACCGCCGGAACGGUCCUCUCAGGUGCCGGUACGGUACCACCCCCGCCGCCCACAGGCUCAAUUCCGGCCACGUUCGGUUUCACAAUAAGUUUUCACCAGCAGCUUGGUGGGAAACAUACUGCGAACAAGUUUGUGAGGUUUUGAGUCCUCGCGAAGUGCAGAGAGGAGCAGGGAAGAAAAAAAUGGAGGCGCUACAGCCAUUCAAGCACCUCGUCCACUUCGCUUCCUUGAGGUCAGGCCGCGCCAUUCAAAUCCGAUCUCCAUCUUCCCGCUUUAUCGUCCGUUGCUGCUCUUCUUCUUCUGCCGCCGCCUCGAGCGCCGCCCUCGGCUCCGCCGCCAGCCCGAACCGGCUUUCCUCGCCCAACCCUAACUCCACCUCCGACAGAGAAGCCAUUCGCUCGAUCCGCGUCAAGAAGGUGGAGGAAUUGAGAAUCAAGGGCUGCGAACCCUUCGCUUACAAGUGGGAUCGGACUCAUGCCACGAAUCAACUGCAAGAGAUUUACAGAGAUCUAAUGAACGGCGAAGAAUCGAACGGGGCCGGUGAUUUCGUCUCGGUUUCAGGAAGAAUUAUGGCCCGCAGAGCCUUUGGAAAGCUUGUUUUCUUGACCUUGAGAGAUGAAUCUGGCACGAUCCAGCUCUACUGUGAGAAGGAAAGGAUUCCAGAAGAUCAAUUUAACCAUCUGAAGACACUGGUUGAUGUAGGGGAUAUUUUGGGAGCUUAUGGUUCGAUCAAACGCACCGAGAAAGGGGAGCUGUCAGUUUGUGUGAAUUCCUUCUCAAUCCUCACAAAAUCCCUUCUUCCUUUGCCUGACAAAUUCCAUGGCCUCACAGAUGUGGAUAAGCGCUACCGGCACCGGUAUGUAGACAUGAUAGCAAACCCUGAGGUGGCUGAUAUCUUCAGGAAGAGGGCUAAAAUCGUCUCCGAAAUUCGGAAAACGGUUGAAUCGUUUGGGUUUCUUGAAGUUGAUACGCCAGUUCUCCAGGGUGCGGCUGGAGGAGCCGAAGCCAGGCCAUUCAUUACCCACCAUAAUUCUCUCGGAAGGGAUCUUUAUUUGAGGAUUGCAACUGAGCUCCACCUGAAGCGAAUGUUGGUUGGUGGGUUUGAAAAGGUUUAUGAAAUAGGGAGGGUAUUUAGGAACGAAGGCAUCUCGACGCGUCAUAACCCCGAAUUCACCACUAUAGAGAUUUAUGAAGCGUAUUCAGACUACCACAGCAUGAUGAACAUGGCCGAAGAGGUUGUCACGAGAUGUGCUCUUGCUGUGCAUGGGAAGCUCACCCUGGAUUAUCAGGGUGUGGAGAUUUGCUUAGAAAGACCUUGGAGAAGAGAGACGAUGCAUGAUCUUGUCAAAGAAGCUACCCGAAUUGAUUUCAACCAGUUUGGUAACGAUGGUGAUCUUACAGCCGUGAAACAACACGUUCUUGAAACAGUUGAUGUUUGUCGCGAGGACCAGCAGAGAAGCUGCAUUGAAGCAUGCCAAACCAUUGGCCAUUUGCUCAACGAGGUCUUUGAGAUGGUGGUGGAACCAAAGCUCCUGCAGCCUACAUUUGUGUUGGACUAUCCCGUAGAAGUCUCUCCGUUGGCAAAACCCCACAGAAGACACUCGGGGCUAACAGAAAGGUUCGAACUCUACGCUUGUGGUCGCGAGCUGGGGAAUGCAUUCUCAGAACUAACCGAUCCUUUAGAACAGAGAAAGCGAUUGGAAGAGCAGGUGAGGCAGCACAACGGGAAAGGAGGCUCCUAUGAAGUGACUCUUGAUGAGGACUUCCUCAUGGCUCUCGAGUAUGGGAUGCCUCCUGCUUCUGGAAUGGGACUCGGCAUCGACAGGCUAGUUAUGCUUUUAACCAACUCUGCCAGCAUUCGCGAUGUUAUUCCUUUCCCUGUCCUCAAGAUUCAACGGUGACAUAUUUAGUCGUUAAAAACGUAUCUCGUGGAAGGGAAUGUUUUGUUGAAACCAAUGGGUUUGAAUCCUUGGUGUUUGUUGUAGGUAUUCUAUUGUUAUUGAUGCCAAGAAGUUGAUUUUGGAGAAUGACUCCCAUGCUCCUGUCAGCAAUUGCUAGAAUUCUUGUAAAACAGAACGACCUUUGUGAAGUGUCAUUUUCUGUUUAACAUUUUUUUCCCUCUUUAUUAUCCAUUUUAUGAUCAUUUGAUGCUAUUGAACAUUAUUGUUCAUGUAAUUAUUAAAAUAUAUUUCGAUUA
Cuscuta campestris is the source of this 2249-nucleotide messenger RNA. Lineage: Eukaryota; Viridiplantae; Streptophyta; Magnoliopsida; Solanales; Convolvulaceae. The record is from the annotation of a GenBank genome assembly.